Gymnodraco acuticeps is the source of this 9124-nucleotide messenger RNA. It is a transcript of the gene tulp4a, whose product is annotated as TUB like protein 4a. Gene Ontology annotation, molecular function: protein binding. The record is from RefSeq and is a predicted model, not a curated record. Lineage: Eukaryota; Metazoa; Chordata; Actinopteri; Perciformes; Bathydraconidae.
GACCCAGCUGUCGGGCCCUGCCAGUGUACAGUAGCGGCUGCAGGCAGAGGAAGAAGCGGCAGCAACAGAGUUUCCAGCAGUCCUCCAUGGGAUCCCCGAGGCGGGUUGAAAAGGCAGAUUGGCUGACGUGAUGACGUUCCCGGGAGAAGCGGCUCUCCUGAGGGCUGACAGCUGAUGGAGUCCCCGCUCCUCCUCUCGCACACGGCCGGGGUCGUAUGAGGAGGACACGGAGCCCUGAAAUGACACACUGAAUUGGACAGAAACGUUAAUAACAUCAACUGGGAGAAGCGCUGGGACGUGUUGAGGGGAAUGGGUGCAUCUCCUGCUGAUGAGUUUACAAGACAACGAUAUUUUUUGGAUGUUUGUUUUUGAUUAGCUGACAUUCAGUGGAAUUUCAAAUAAGUUUCCGGUACUGUCAUCUUAUGCCUUGUCAUUGAAACAUCAUCAACAAGGUAGCUCACUGAUCUAACACAUCACAAUGACUUGAAUGAGUGCCUUUUGCAGCCCAUGAUAUCUUUAACCCAGCAUCGCUAAAGUCCACAGUUUUGUGACCUCAUUUAUACUUUUAGGGAAGUGUUCACUGGUCACCUCUUAAUCAGUAUUGCAAAUCACCGAGAUAGCCGAGAGAAAGCGCACGUAUUAUGCACCGUUGUCGCUGUCUCACAUCCAACACCGAACCAGUAACCUCAGGGGAGGAGAGGCGCUCAUAACGGUACCGACCCCACCCGAAAACCUCCCUCUGGGUAUUCUUUUUUCAAAUAUCCACGGGGUAGAAUACAGCUGCUGGCAUGUUCGCCGCCGUAGAGCAUGGCCCGGUCCUCUGCAGCGACUCCAACAUCCUGUGCCUGUCCUGGAAGGGCCGGGUGCCGAAGAGCGAGAAGGAGAAGCCGGUGUGCAGGAAGCGUUACUACGAGGAGGGCUGGCUCGCUACCGGGAACGGUCGAGGAGUGGUCGGGGUCACGUUUACGUCCAGCCACUGCAGACGGGACCGGCCCACCCCGCAGAGAGUCAACUUCAACCUCAGAGGACACAACAGCGAGGUGGUCUUGGUGCGGUGGAAUGAACCCUUCCAGAAACUGGCUACCUGUGACACAGAUGGAGGAAUCUUUGUCUGGAUCCAGUAUGAGGGCCGCUGGUCCGUGGAGUUGGUCAAUGACCGUGGAGCCCAGGUGAGUGACUUCACCUGGUCCCAUGAUGGCACCCAGGCUCUCAUCUCCUACCGCGAUGGCUUUGUCCUGGUGGGGUCAGUCAGCGGGCAGAGACACUGGUCCUCCGAGAUCAACCUGGAAAGCCAGAUUACCUGUGGGAUCUGGACCCCCGAUGACCAGCAGGUGUUGUUCGGUACUGCAGAUGGACAGGUGAUAGUGAUGGACUGCCAUGGGCGCAUGCUGGCCCACAUUCUGCUGCAUGAGUCGGAUGGCAUCGUCAGCAUGUCCUGGAACUAUCCCAGUUUCCUGGUGGAGGACAGCAGUGAGAGCGACACAGAUUCUGACGACUACUCUCCACUGCAAAUGCACAGUCAUAAACCACUGCUGACCGUCAGCUUCACAUCUGGAGACAUCAGCCUGAUGAACAACUACGACGACCUCUCUCCCACCCUCAUCCGCACCGGGCUGAAAGAUGUGGUGGUGCAGUGGUGCUCGCAGGGGGACCUCCUUGCGGUGGCCGGGAUGGAGAGGGCCCUCCUCCCCUCCGACCCCUCCUGUCCCCCCACCAGGAGCGCCCUUGUUAAGUUCUACAACGUUCAGGGUGAACACAUCUACACACUGGACACACCAGCACAGCGCCCCAUCACUACGCUGUGUUGGGGGCACCGGGACUCCCGUCUGUUCUUGGCAUGCGGCCCGGCGCUCUACGUAGUGCGAGUGGAGCACCGCGUUGCCAAUCUGCAGCUACUCUGCCAGCAGGGCAUCGCCACAGCAGUGAAGGAGGAAAAAGAUAUUGCCAAGCUCACCAUGCCUUCCCGCCUCUGUUUUUACGUCACUACUGCUUUUGUACCCACCAUUAAGCCCCCCAUCCCUGAUCCGAACAACAUGCGUGAUUUUGUGAGCUACCCGACAGCUGGAAAUGAGCGUCUGCACUGUACAAUGAAGCGAACAGAGGAUAACCCUGAGGUGGGGGGGCCCUGCUACACUCUGUACCUGGAGUACCUCGGGGGUCUGGUGCCCAUCCUAAAAGGCCGGCGAAUAAGUAAACUGCGUCCAGAGUUUGUCAUCAUGGACCCUAAGACAGAUGGGAAAACAGACGAGAUAUACGGCAACAGUCUGAUAUCUGCCAUGAUUGACAGCUGUAACUGCUCUGACUCCAGUGACAUUGAGCUGAGUGACGACUGGGUUGGCAAGAAAUCUCCAAAGAUAUCCAGAGGGAGCAAAUCCCCCAAACUGCCCAGGAUCAACAUUGAUCCCAGAAAAUCCCCCAAACUUUCCCGUGCUACACAAGAGAUCUCCAGGUCACCACGGUUACCCAUACGGAAACCCUCAAUUGGGUCACCCAGUCUAACACGGAGGGAAUUUCCUUUAGAUGACAUCACUCAGCAAAAUUACCUUGCUCAGGUCACAUCCAAUAUUUGGGGAACAAAAUUCAAGAUUGUGGGGCUUGCCGCUUUCUUGCCAACUAAUCUUGGUGCAGUCAUCUAUAAGACAAGCCUCCUCCAUCUGCAGCCCCGACAGAUGACCAUCUACCUGCCAGAGGUGCGUAAGAUCUCCAUGGACUACAUCAAUCUGCCCGUCUUCAGCUCCAACGUCUUCAGUGAGGAUGAAGAUGACCUGCCUGUGUCCGGCCCCGCUGGGAGCACCGAUGACAACCCGCCCUGCACCGUCAACAUCCCUAUUGCCCCCAUCCAUAGUCCAGCCCAGGCCAUGUCCCCUGCCCAAAGCAUUGGUCUGGUCCAAUCACUCCUAGCCAAUCAAAAUGUUCAGCUGGAUGUCCUAACGAAUCCCACAGCAACCCCUGCUGGGGCCACAGCUGGUGGGUCAGACCAAAGCCAAGACACCCUCCUGACAGCCCAGUACACCGUGCCCACCAGGUACUCCAGCCCCGGGCAGGUCAUCUUUGGGGGACUAGAAAUCGGACGCCUGAUGGUGGGACCUCCACCUUCUCAUCAUCCUUCACAACCACAACAACAAUCAAGCCACCAUCCACAGCAGCAGCAGCAGCACCAACAACAACAACACCAACAACAACAACACAUUCAGCCCCACCACCAACAACAGCAGCAGCACUCACUCCAACAGCAGCAGCAGCAUCAGCUCCAACAACAGCAGCAACUCCAACAGCAGCAGCAGCAGAUGCUUCAGCACCAACACUUACAGCAGCAGCAGCAGCUUCAGCAGCAGCACAUUCAGCAGCAACUCCAACACAUUCAGCAGCAGCAUCAACAUCAGCUCCAGCAGCAAAUACAACAACAGCAACACAUUCAACAGCAGCAGCAACACAUUCAGCAGCAACUGCAGCAACAAAUGCACCACCAACAUCAGACGCAGCAUCAGAUGCAACAACAUCAGCAGCAGCAGCAGCAGCAGCAGCAGCACCAGCAGCACCAUCAUCCACUUCAGCAGCCUCUCCAAAUUCAGAUCCCUGUUACCUCCAUGUCAUCCGGACAGACUUCAGGUGCAGCGAUGCUCCAGCAGGGGGCGCUGCAGAUACAGAUCCCUCAUCCACCUGCUGAUUUAGUGGUUGAGAGAGCAUUGGGUGUUGAACACGAGCACCUCCUGAAAAUCAAAAGCAUGCGGCAAACUCAACAGCUGGCUGAAGGCGAUACAUUGGUGUUUAGUGCCCCUCUGGAGCUCAGUAAGAUGAACCCCCCGCCCCCCUACCCCGGGACAGUGGCUGCCGCUGUAGCAGCUGCAGCAGCUGCUGCCGCCUCAGCAUCCGCUGCAGCCUCCAGUCUUGCAUCUGGAUCAGUAGGGGGCCCCAGUGGAACUCCUCCCCCUGGAGAACUGUCACUAAAGAAGGGCGAGUUCUCACUUUAUCCUUCAGGUCAGCAACAAGCUCAGUACCCCACACCCCUGGGAUAUGAGAGGAUAACAACAUUUGACAGCAGUGGCAAUGUGGAGGAAGUAUGUCGUCCUCGAACACGCCUUGUCUGCAAUCAGAAUGUGUACACACUCCAGGGACCUGGCAGCUCCGCCACUCUCAGGGUCACCUCCUCCUCAGCUGACAAGAAGAACCAGCUUCCCUACGCCUCUGCCACACUCAACAGACUCACCGCACCUCGCUAUUCCAUACCCAGCGGAGACCCGCCCCCGUACCCUGACCCGGCUAAUCAGAAUAGUGCUGUUGGCAGGAACCCUGGACAGAGGCUUGACAGCAGUUUGAUCCACGCCACUCUCAGGAGGAACAGCCGAGAGGCCGCUCUCAAAGUCUCUCAGAUGCUGGAGGCGCCCAGACCACUGCCUCCGAAGGCUAAGAACAGUAGUAGUAGUGCACUAGCAGCCUCCUUCCAGCAGAGGGUGCCAACAGCCUUAUACACGUGCAGUCAGUGUAGCAGUGGAUCUAGUGUCGGAAGCACUGCCCCAGGGAGCACUAAUGGAAUAGCUGGAGGAACUAUAAUCAGGCAGGAUUUCCCUCCAGGCAACGGGGCACCACACAGCACAGUCAUUGUUCACUCCAACAGCACCACUUCUCUGGCCUCGCAGUCCUCUUACAGCCUGCUGAGCGCUCUUGAAGGAUCUGGGAUCACAGGAGGAGGAAGUAACAGAGACAGGGCAGAUUAUGUGAAUUCAGCAUUUACUGAGGAUGAAACACUGAACCAGUCAUUGAGGAAUCUGGCACUAGGAGGAAAUGAUGCAUCAGGACUAGUUGUGAAACGCCCACCUCCCUAUCAGUGGGACCCAGCAGCCACAGAGGAGGUGUGGGUUCCUCAGGAACGGACAGCCACCCUGAGUCCUGCUGGACCCCCUGGACCCCACAAACCACCUCCACUUAUUCUUAGCCCUGCUCAGCACUUAGAUGUGUCCAGGCUGCCUUUUGUCCUUUCUCCAAAGUCCCCCACCAGUCCAAGUGCUGCUUCAUUUCAAGCUGCUGCAGCAGCCGCAGGAUACCAAAUCUCUCUCCAGUACCCUCCAUCCUCUGCCUAUCCUGUGGCCCAGCUACAGCCCAUCCAAGGGUCUCCACGCCCCUGCUCCUCCCCAAAGGAGCUUGUUGUACCAGUACCCUUCUCACAGCAGGAUGCAACCCUUGUCUUACCGCCUGGUUACCAUGCAAACCUGGCAAACCUCACCUGCUGCCCUCUUCCACCCCUGUAUCCAGGAGGAAGUUCUUGUGCCGGCCUCCCUAUUCCCUCCAUUGCCCUCCACACUCCUUGGGGUACAUAUAACUCUUGCCCUCCUAUGUCCAGUCCUGCAGUGCCACUACCACCCAAAGCCUCCCACAUGGCAGUAGACAAAAAUGUCCUGUCGCCUCCUCCUCCACCCCCACCCCCUCCACCUCCACCUCCACCAGUAGAGCUGCAGGAGGCCAUGGCAGACGCCGGGGAAGGCUUCCAGGAGGUGCUCUCCUUGACCGAGAGCCCUGUCCCACAGCGGUCUGAUAAGUUCGUAAAGAAAAACCGCAAGCGAGUGGAUGGGCGCGCCGAGGAGGCUAACGUGCCGCCUUUGGCUGAAGGGAGCAAGUCGAAAAAGGAGAGCAGAGCUUUGGGUGAUUUCAACUCCCUUAUCUCUAGUCCAAGGCUGGGAGGGAGGGACAAGAAGAAGCUGAAGGGACAGAAAGAGCAGCAGCUGAAGGCCAAGAAGCUGAGUAAGGGCACUGCCAACAGUGAGUUCCAAGACAGUUCAGAGAGUGAGCCAGAGCUCUUCAUCAGCGGAGAUGAGCUGCUCAAUCAGUGCCAGAGUGGUAAGAAGGGCUGGAAGAGUAAGAGGAACCUAAGAGCUGCCAAUGAGCUGGACGAGAUAAAGUGUCGGAAGGCCAACGAGAAGGAGGACCGAGGGCUGGGCAGCCAGGGCUUCGUGUACGUCAUGGCGAACAAGCAGCCACUGUGGAAUGAAGCCACACAGGUGUACCAGCUGGACUUUGGUGGGCGCGUCACACAGGAGUCUGCCAAGAACUUUCAAAUUGAACUGGAGGGCAGACAGGUGAUGCAGUUCGGCAGGAUAGAUGGCAAUGCCUAUAUCCUGGACUUUCAGUAUCCCUUCUCUGCUGUGCAGGCCUUUGCAGUGGCUUUAGCCAAUGUUACUCAACGCCUCAAAUGAGAUGUCCCCUCCCUACUUACCCUGAGUUAUAUCUGGGAUUUAAAUGCAAUCUGUUGGAGGGGCACAGUUGUUUCAUUUGAGAUUAAUAAUCUUUGAUUUAGAGAGGAGACUUAAAUCAGCCCGGGUUCAUAGAAAGAGAUACAAUCAUUCUGCACUACACAAUGCUGCCACUAGAGUUGGUGCAAUAAGCAUUGCCUGCAUUUGCCAAGGUCGCCCUCAGUCAGUGGCUCCUUGCAAUGCAUGUAGGGCCAAAGAGCUGAGCUUUGGUAAUCAUCAUGCAAAUAAAUGCUGCUUUAGCUAGUAGAAGCUUAUAGACAUGAUAACCUGUAAACAGAGAGGAAUUGUCGAGGUGCAGUUUUCAAAAGAAGCAGCAGUAAUACUUGAAAACCACACUCUGGAGAUCACAGUUGUUUAUUUCCCAGAGCGCACAGGUACUACUGGGCACUGAAAUCCAUUGCUGUACAAACUUCAGUGAAACAGUUACCACUUUAUUAUACUGCUUUUGCUUUUAGAAUUUUAUUAAAUGGCAGAGGGUAGGAGGGUCUUUUUGUUUUUACUCUCUGCCAUUCCUUUUGUUACUAUCUCAAUACUAUCUUGGCUGGAAUUGAGGCUUAGAUAUAUGCAUCAUUUAGGAGCACUACUAAGAGGUCACACUUUUCACUGUAGUAAAAGGUGUGUCACUGUUAAACACUUGGGAAGGUCGAGGAGUAAAUAUAGAUGAGUUGAACUGCAGUCGUUUCCACAUAGUUUCCUGGGACUUUGAAGGAAGAAGAAAUGUUAUUCCGCUACAUGGAUUAAUUUAGAUGUAAUGUACAUUUUGUUCUUUAUCUAUUCAGAUAUGAAUUUUAACGUUAUUGUCAUUGUUUGUGAUAUCCAAUCUUCAUACCCUGUCAACAUUGUUUUCAACUUACCUGUUUUAUUUGGGAGAACUAGGGGCUGAAUUUGAAUAUUGCUGUGUAGUCCAGAGUAAUUCAAGAGGGAGGGGUGUACUGAAUAGCUUUGACUGAUAUAUCCUGUACUUAGGGAAAUACCUACAUACGGUGACAUUGUCGUAAAAGAAGUCGCCAGGCCUGGAUUGAACAACUUAACCUCUGGCAUGAUGUGAUUUGUCACCUGCUGCCACUUCUGUGAAGUGAGUGUGUAGUUUGCUCCUGCUCUUCAAAUAACACACUAAACAUACAAGCAAGGUACAGGAAUUAUUUUUGUAUAUUUCACCUAUGCCAUUUCAUACUCUUUUCAGAAGUCAUGUAAAUACAUAUCAGUCGUGAUGUAAAUGUUGUAAAGAGACUUGGGUGACUUUGACAGAUGUCUGUUUAUGCCUGUCUCCACUGUGUUUUAAGUGUCAUUUCAGGUGUGGAGCGUCGCUGUAGUACUGUUCAGCUCAACAGCUACAACCACAAACAGAAACAAGUUAUGACUUAAGCUGAAAUCAUUGUCACUGAAUCUUUGAAGUCAGAACUCCAAUGAAGGAUGAAGCUAUUGAAAUCUGUUCAUUUAGAAAGCUGACACUAAUAUCUGAAAAGCUGUUUUUUUCUUUCUUCUUUAAGGCAGUCCCGCUUGUCUUUGUGUUGAACUAAGAACACAGAGCAAGAUAGGAGCAUGGGCAGUCAAUUAUUAGCCACAUUGCCAAAAUAAAUAAAUAGAUUUUUAUCAAUUUAAAGGAAUACUUCAUCCUCAAACUGAUCAUUUGUGUAUAACUCAAACAUGUUGACCUUGAAAGCUUGAAGAAACAACAAUAAAUCGUAAAUAGUAAUUGAUGUACAAAUGAUUAUUACGGGGUUGAAAUAUUCCUUAAAGCUGGUAGCCAAACAAAAAAGGGCAGUAAUAUUGGGUAGGUGAGAUCAUAUUCACCUUUAACCUUUGUGCCAAAAUAUCCAUUUGCUAAGAUUUAUAGUAAAAAAAAUGGGCCUAGAAGAAAGUGUAACUUGAUAUAAAGAAAUGUAUAACUUUGGACCAGCUAUGUUUUGGUCUUUGAAUUGAUGAGAUUAUUAAAUUCUUUAGUGUGAGCUUUAUUUAUCACAACCAGAUGCAUGUCUGUCAGAGGGGGUGGGGGCUGUAGGGAUGGGGGAUACAAUACAUAAUUAAAAAAGUCUCUUCUGAUCCAAAAAAAGAACAUGAGCAUGUCAUGAAGAAAAUAUCCAUUUUCUGUGUUAGUUGUGCAAUAUUUUCUUGGGAGGGGGGGUCCUUUGUUAUCAAUUUUGACCACAGUUUGAUACCAUUCUUUUAGUUCAGCAUCUCAGUUGCAUUUUAUUUAUGAGAUUAUUUCCUGAAGGAGAUAUAGUAUCUAUACAUACUGUAUAUUGUGGAGUUUUCUGAACAUUUCUUUGUGUUGAGAAAACAGGUGGUUACAAGUGUAGCCCAGACGAUGAGAUGGGGUUUGGUCGGGGGCGGGGUUUGGGUUCGGGCAAGUUUUCUGUGUUUUGUGAAGUUUGCUUUGGAUGGAAAGAUGUGAAUGAGUAAGUGCCCAGUUUAGUGUAGUUGGUAGACUAGUUAUGUAGAGUGUAACUGUUAAGUCAAGGUGUGUCUGUAUUCAACUGUGCAGUCUACCAAUCCCAUCAGUGUUAAAUCUAUUAUCUUUAAACGUGUGUGUUCAUGGCUUCUUACACAUACAUACACACAUCAUUCACUCACAAGUGUAAACCACUGAGUUCAUGUUCAGAAUUGCCUCGAUGGACUUAGGUUAAGGAUUCACUUUAAACGGAUUUUACGAGAUGACCUGUUGUAGAUAUUGUAGGAUUUGGCUUUUCUUUAGAAAAGGUAUGUGCUUUGUAUUUGUAGUUGUAGACUUAAAUGACAAAAACACUUGAAAAGAAUCUGAGUCUGAUUUGGUGACUGAACGUUUAUAGUGAAUGGAUAGUAAGGCAUGCCAUGUAAAUUAUUUUAUAAUUGUAUAUGUCACGCAUCUUUUGAAUAAAACGUCAUUGUUUCCGAAAUAA